GCGUGUGAGUGAAAUAUCCUGAUAGUGAACGACUUUUCAUGGACUGAGCCGCUCGCACUUAGACCCCCUCAUCGCCUGCAGUAACCAGAAGUGAAUUGCAGACGACCCGGAAGAUGAGAUCUGCCUGAAACAAGCCCGAAGAUCAUCGCAACCCUUUAUAUAUAUAUAUAUAUUUUUAUAAAAGACCCUUUGCAAGCAAGGUCUGUAUGCAAGGAGCGAGGGUGGGAAGCUGCCAUGGCUGAACCUCGAUUCAACAACCCAUACUUCUGGCCCCCGCCUCCCACCAUGACCAGCCAGUUGGACAACCUGAUGCUCAUCAACAAGAUCAAGGAGCAGUUAAUGGCGGAGAAGAUCCGGCCUCCACACAUGGCCGGCUCCAGUGUCCAGUCCCAGCAGCAGUUGUUACUGCCGUCCACGUCCCAGGGCGGCCCAACGCCACUGUCCAUGCUGAAACCGCAAGUGUCCGAUGCCCACGGACAGAGCGGUCAGCCGGACAUCGCCCUGCACGCCCGCCCAGCCACCAGCUCUGUCACAGGUAUCUUGAACUGGCUCAGUUUGUCUUCGCCCACGUCCACGUGCGACACCAUCAGUGUGACCACCCCAUCCCUGGGCAGCCAGGGCCGCAGCGAGGUCUCGUCGCCCAGCCUGAUCACCGGCCUGGCCAGCCACCACGCCAUGGAGCCCGCACACUCCAGCAAGAACGGCCUGCUGCCCAGCGCCAUGAAGACCGAGCGCGGCAGGAAGAAGAUCAAAGGCGAGAACUGCAUCGGGCCGCCCGUCCUGGUGGUGCCCUACCCAAUCCUCGCCUCCGGCAACGAGCCCGUCAAAGAUGGCAAAACCUACAGGUGUAAGAUCUGCCCCCUGACGUUUUUCUCCAAGUCGGAGAUGCAGAUUCACUCCAAGUCACACACAGAGGCCAAGCCACACAAGUGCCCGCACUGCUCCAAGUCAUUUGCCAACGCCUCGUACCUGGCGCAACACCUGCGCAUACACCUGGGCGUCAAGCCCUACCACUGCUCCUACUGCGAGAAAUCCUUCCGCCAACUCUCUCACCUGCAGCAGCACACCAGGAUCCACACUGGCGACAGACCGUACAAGUGUGCUCACCCAGGCUGUGAGAAGGCUUUCACUCAGUUAUCCAACCUGCAGUCUCAUCAGCGACAACACAACAAAGACAAGCCGUACAAGUGUCCGAACUGCUACCGUGCGUAUUCCGACUCGGCCUCGCUGCAGAUCCACCUGUCCACACACACGGUCAAGCACACUAAAGCCUACUGCUGCAGCAUGUGUGGACGUGCCUACACCUCAGAGACAUACCUCAUCAAACACAUGUCCAAGCACACGGCAGUGGAGCACGCCAUCGAUUCCCACUCGCCGGCCAGGACGCAGUCGCCUAGUUGCCCCGUGCGCAUCUCAUUAAUCUAACCCCAGCCCUGCCUGUGUUGGGACUUGAACAAGUGGACAAUGGUGGCCAGGUGCAUUUUACAACUAGACCAGCCAAGCAGCUUUUCCUUCCCAACUUUGUGCUCUAGUGAUGUUUAUUCGGUUUCUGAGCAGCGGGCGUGGGCACCGGGAGCGGAGACCGCCAAAGACUACGUGCGUGCGCGCGCCCUCCCGCCAGCCAGCGCGGUGGCCAUGGGGCUGGACAACGGCAGCUGAGGCACUGAGGUACCCAAGAGCCCGGUAACCCCACGGUAACGGCACGAUCGCCAACAAUACCCCGUGUCUAUGAGCACCAUAGAUACAUGGCAAGACCAAGGAGGACAAGACAAUUAAGAGAAUUGAAUAGAUAUCGAAUUACUAAACAGUAUCUCAUUCUGUUGUUCCGUGAUAGUGUGACAUUUCUAGUUUUCAAUUAUCAGUUAUUAGCUAAUAUGAAUUAUUAUACUAAAUGUAUGGUAAAUCUUCAUGUGUUUAGUUAAGUCUUAGCCCUACUUAUAUCUGGCGCUAUAUACAGGCCUUGUUUAGUAUACACCCCAAUGUCCUGUCCACAACACCCCAAUGUGUAGCCUCACUGAAUGGGAAUAACAUGGACAACAUCAACAAGAGCAGGAAUAAAUCUCUGACAUGACAUCUGUUGCAACUUUAGAGUUCCCAUGCAUGGCAGGCGUGCACAGAUUGCAGGCGCGCUCCACCCAGUCUUGCUACUUCACUCCAGGGUCUCACAUCUGAAAUGCUGGAGUUAAAGCAGAGGGGGGAGGACAUUGGUUUUCUGCGGCAGUGUCUGAAGAAGGGUCCCUACCCAUUCCUUCUCUCCACCAGAGAUGCUGCCUGUCCCAGCAGAGUUGCUCCAGCAAUUACUAAUCUGUGAUGUACAUGCUAUGUCAUGGCAGUACCAUUCAUGUGUUCAAUUUGCAGGUUUUCUCAGCUGGGGUUUAUGUGAUAGGAGCAGAAUGAGGCCAUUCGGCCCAUCAAGUCUACUGCACCAUUCAGCCAUGCCUGAUCUAUCUCUCCCUCUCAACCCCAUUCCCCUGCCUUCUCUACAUAACCCCUGACACCCGCACUAAAUUGUCAAUCUCCACCUUAAAAAUACUCACUGACUUGGCCUCCACCGCCAUCUGUGGCCAUGAAUCCCACAGAUUCACCGCCCUCUGACUCGUCCCUGUCCCAUUAUGAUCGGGGUUUGAGACCCGUCUCUGCUGGACCGGCGUGAAGAUGUCAGCGUGCCACUAAUGUCGAUGUGUGUGUGUGUGUGUGUGUGUGUGGGGGCGAGGCGAGGCGAUGUUGGAACGAGUCCCGCACUGUCUCUGUUGUUGGGACCGAGAUCCAACCCUCUGCCCUGGUCUGUCCGUGCUUGAUAAUGGCAAGGGGCAGCAUGGAAACGGAAUGGCCUGCACUUGGUUGUGGCAGAGCGAGCCUCGGCUACACCACAUGGUAGAACUUCCCACUGACCCCUGCAGCCAUCCAGAUCCCAACGCUGUUAGACCCAGUCCGUUCCGUCAUGUUUAUCUUCAUCACGAUGCACGUGUUGUCCACAUGCUUCAUACUGUUGUUUCAGACAGAUUUAUACCACAGUCAAUGAUAGUCAUCUUCCCUUUAAUUUUUUAUAUAUUAUAUAUAUAUAUAUAUAAAUAUGUAGAGUUGAGUUUGGCCUCUGUAAUUGUAGAUUUAUCGUCGACUUGGCCCGUGCAGUCACUAAGCGGAUGUCCGUGUGGAACAGUGCGUGUGUGAAGGAGCUGUUGAGGGUUCUGGUCAAGGUGGAGAUAUGGGUGAGAUUGGACGUUGACCUCAUGCCUUGGGGUCAGGGGUCUCUGCUAGACCGGUGUGGAGGUGCCUGGUGUCAACGCCCAACGCCAGCUGGUCAUUGGCGUCAUGGUCAAUGGGGGGGAGAGGGGGUGACCCACAGCCAAUUUCGUUGGCCAGUUGCAUCUAGAUCUCGUCACUUCCUGUCCCAAGAAGCAGGUUCGAAUAGGAAUAGCCGGAGAAGGUUCUAGAAACAAUGACCUGUGAGAAUCUCUGCAUCGGAUAUGCGCUGGUGUGGGCGACUGGUGAUCAAACGGAGUCCUGGUGUCACCAUCGUUUGAUUCCUACAUCGCAAUGUUGGUGACCAGACAACAUUGGUGACAUUACAGUGGUGACGCGAUUCUGCCUCUGUGUUUGUGUCUGCUCAGCCUCAAUGCAAACACCCAAUUCUGAAGGAACUGCAGAUGCUGGUUUACCCUGAAGAUAGACACAAAGUGCUGGAGUAACUCAGCGGGACAGGCAGCAUCUCUGGAGAAAAAAGAAUAGGUGACAUUUUGGGUGGGAACCCUUCUUCAGACUGAAAUGUCACCUAUUCCUUCUCUCCAGAGAUGCUGCCUGUCCCGCUGAGUUACUCCAGCAUUUAGUGCCCACCUUGUACAAUAUGCAGCAUUUGUACUGUCCUGUGUAUGGUGUAUCUCUAUGGUGUUGCUGUGUGGAGCCUUGGAUCGGAUGUCACAUGUUAGAGGUGGAACCUCACAGCGCCAGAGACUUGGGUUCAAUCCUGACCUCGUGUGUGUCUGUGUGGAGUUUGCACGUUCGACCUGGGACAGCGUGGGUUUCCUCUGGGUGCUCCAGGUUCCCCCAUAUCCCAAAGACGUGUGGCUUCUGUAAAUUGCCCCUAGCGUGCAGAGAGUAGAUGAGAUAGUUGGAUAACAUAGAACUAGUGUGAAUGGGCGAUGGCUGGUCAGCACGGGCUCGAUGGGCAGAAGGGUUGUUUCCCUGCUGUAUCUCUGCACUAAACAUGGAGUAACAGUGGGACUGAGCCAGGAAGGGGAUUUAAUGUUAGACAAUGAAACACCAGUCCGAUAGCUACUGUAUUACUGAAUUCUUAUUUUUAUUACAUAGAUUAGUGGUGUAAGUGAUGUUUGUGUUGCCACAGGUACACAAAAAAAGCUGGAGAAACUCAGCAGGUGCAGCAGCAUCUAUGGAGCAAAGGGAAUAGGCAACGUUUCGGGCCGAAACCCUUCACACCUGGCCUGACCCCUGGGGAGGGAAUUAAUCGCCACGUCACCCCCACCCCCCACAGUGUA
Molecule: messenger RNA, 4493 nt
Organism: Leucoraja erinaceus (little skate)
Lineage: Eukaryota; Metazoa; Chordata; Chondrichthyes; Rajiformes; Rajidae
Product: zinc finger protein 362-like
Exons: 8
Coding region: 235-1425 (396 amino acids)
Biological process (GO): regulation of transcription by RNA polymerase II
Cellular component (GO): nucleus
Molecular function (GO): DNA-binding transcription factor activity, RNA polymerase II-specific; RNA polymerase II cis-regulatory region sequence-specific DNA binding
Source: RefSeq, a predicted model, not a curated record